AAACUCCUUUCAUUUCCACAACACUCAAUUUCCCAAGUCUUAUAAAUCCUUCUUUUUUCUCUCCUUUCUCUUCCAAAAGGUUUCUAAACUUUCUUUCCCUCAAACAAUGGCCAUUAGGAAAUCAAACAAGUUGUCACAAACAGCAAUGUUGAAGCAAAUCUUGAAAAGGUGUUCAAGUUUGGGAAAGAAAAAUGGCUCAUAUAAUGACGAACAAUUAGGGCUUCCAUUAGACGUACCAAAAGGGCAUUUUGUAGUUUACGUUGGAGAAAACAGAACAAGACAUAUUGUUCCAAUUUCCAUUUUGUCAAGACCUGAAUUUCGUAGCCUCCUUCAACGUGCAGAAGAAGAAUUUGGUUUUGAUCAUGACAUGGGUCUUACAAUUCCUUGUGAUGAAGAUGUUUUCGAAUCUCUAACUUCGUCAAUACUAAGGUAAAAACGAGACAGUAGGUUGUGAAUAUAAGUCUAGGCGGAGCUAGCUAGCUAGAUUGUCUGAAGUAAAUUUUUAUACAGAAGUUCAGGAAUCUUGGAAUCGUUUUUUUUUUUGUGUGGAUCAUAACCUGGUGACGUGUAAUAGGUUUCUGUGUUUGUAAAUCUCAGAACUCUAUAAUUGUAAUUUUCCUCGCAGUGGCGUUAGGUAAUAUUUGUGCCCUGUAAGAGGUAACUAAUUAUAUAUAAAAUUGUAAUAUUUGGUGCUA
Messenger RNA from Nicotiana attenuata, 695 nucleotides. RefSeq names its product auxin-responsive protein SAUR50-like. Lineage: Eukaryota; Viridiplantae; Streptophyta; Magnoliopsida; Solanales; Solanaceae. Gene Ontology annotation, biological process: response to auxin. The transcript has a single exon. The record is from RefSeq and is a predicted model, not a curated record. Bases 107 to 433 code for a protein of 108 amino acids.